This is a messenger RNA of Camellia sinensis, 933 nucleotides long. NCBI's taxonomy places the organism in Eukaryota, Viridiplantae, Streptophyta, Magnoliopsida, Ericales, Theaceae. The record is from RefSeq and is a predicted model, not a curated record.
AUGGCAGGGACUUUGAGGGAAUCGAUGAACAUAUUGAGGGCAGAGAACCAAACCUGGGAGAACGCCGUAGAGACAAGGGCAAAUUUCCUUACUAGAGAGUUUUUGCAGGCCAAAUCGGAUGAGUUCCACGGUGGCCUUGAGCCUAAGAAAGCAUAUGAGUUGCUCGAGCAAACAGUGAAGACAUUCGAGAUGCUUCACAUUGAGGAUAGCAAGUUAAGGUUGACUCUAGUGAUUUACUAUCUGAAAGGGGAUGUGAGACAAUGGUGGAAGUACGCCAAGGGUCGAGUAGAGCCGACAUGGGAAACAUUUGUGGUAGCCUUUCAAGAUAAGUAUCUACCUCCCACUGCUAGGGAGAGGUUGAGGCAAGAAUUUCAAAACCUUAAUCAACUUAACAUGUCGGUGGCCGAGUUUGAAGCAGCCUUCUCUAGUUUGUCCCAGUUUGCAUCGGAGUUAGUGGCAACAAAAGAGUGCCGUUGCAUUGAAUUUGAGAAGAAGUUGAGAACCAAGAUUUUGUUCAAGGUUGUUGGGAACAUGAUUCGGAACUAUGACCGUCUUGUGGAGGCGGUGGCACAUGUAGAGAUUAGCGUGGAGGCCGAUGAGGAGAGACUUCAGGGUUUGCGAUUGAGGGGUCAAGGGUCACAGGGGGACUAUAGACCCAACAAGAAGAGUAGGAACACUUUUUCACCUCAGUCCCAACCACAGCAAUCUAGAUCCACCUUUUAUUUGCCUAGUGCAAGCCCGGGGAAGAAUACACCAAGUGGUUUUCCAUGUUUUAAGUGUGGCCAAUCGGGUCAUAAGGCCUUUUCAUGCCUACAGAAGGGGGAGGAUAGCAAAUGUUGCCACCACCACCACCACCUAACCGAUCCCAGAGUCAGUCUCAGAGUAGAGGGUAAGGACUUACUUGCUAUCAGUGUUGUCAACUGGGGCACAUGA